AGAAAAGACAGCCAUUUUGUUUCAUUAUUAAUACUUAUUUUUUUAGUACAAACACGUAGUCCUCUUUGUAUCUCCCAUUUCAUUUGUAAACAUAUGGUGGUCCUUUUCACUCUUUUGUAGUCGCAUACAUUUAGUACAGCUGUUAGAGAAAGACAAAUGGUGGGCUAACUUUUUCAUUCCCUAUUUUACUCGUGAGUAAUUUCGAAAAAUAAAAUGUAUAUUUGAUGAAAACCCGCGUUCUUUCGGUCGGGUGCGCGUUCGUUGUGAAGAAAAUUUAAUAAAAAUAGUGUAAAAAUUGUUUAAAGAAAUAAAAAUUUAUUAAAAAUCAAUACUUCAAUGUAAGCUUUAAAAUACAAGGCAUGCUUGCUUGCUUGACACCAUGAUGCCGUAAUAUAUAAGAAAAUAAAUGUUUAAAGAAAUAUCUCAAUGAAAAAAAGUAUUAAUCUUAUCCUAUAAUAUAUAAAAAAUAUAGAAAGCCUCGUAAGGAUUUACCAAACUAAACAACCAACAAAACACAGACAUUUUGGAUAACACUAAAAUAACAACAUACAUUUUAAUGUAUAACAUCCAUUACAUGAACAACCAUAAUAGCAACAAAUAACUACCUUUUAAAUAUUGACGUCUCCAGAGUGAAUGCUUCAGAAUUAUAUAUAUAUAAAGUUGUAAUAAUUACACAUAAAAUAAGUUUAAAAAACAAAAACCUCCCAAAAGACUUUAAAACAAUCUCCAAUAAUUGUAAUUUUGCAUACAAAAAUCAAUAUACAUCCAUAAAUUUGGCCUAAAUAUUUUGCAGUUAAUUGUUUGUUUCAAUUACUAAGUAAAACAACAACAGAAACAAACAUGUCUACUAUAUAUUUAAGCUGACUUUAAAUACUAUUUGCUGUAAAUGUAUGAUAAUUUUGCCAUAAAAUGCGGCCAACAACAGCAACCGUCAAACAAUUACAGCAGCAGUAUAUGGCCAAAAAUCAUCUAACUUCAGAUAUGUACAGCAUUAUAUAUAAACUACUCUAUCAAAACUCCAGACUACAGAAAAGGAUUUGAAACUAACAGACAAACGAAUUGUUGUUAAUUCCUUCAACGCAUCCAUUAUUACUAUUAUUAAUUUAUUUUUUGUUUAAAAAAAAGAACUGCUAAAUGCUAAAUAGUGAGUGAAAUUGCACUAAACCCCAGAGACAGAGCACACACGACAGUGUGUAAUAAAAGAAGGGAGAAGUGAUCAAGAGGAGAAAAGAAAACCCGUUAAAAAAUAAAAACUCUUACGAGAGUUUAACGUUUAGCGAAAUAUUUUCUCUUCGUUUGUAAGAAUUCUCCUUUCGAAAAAAGUAAUAAAGACAUUUUGUGAAUCUUAGCCUUACAAUACUACUACUACAUUUUAUUUUCCACAUAAAACUAAAAUAUAAAGUACAGAAAAAUAUAUGAAAAAGUAGUGAAAAGAUAAUUCUCAAACUAUAUUGGUUGGUUCCUCCCCUACUUUAGCAAGCUCCUUGCUAAUACAAACGAAAAUAUAAAAAUUAAAAACAAACAAAAUUAAGCACAAUUAACAUUUUUUGUAUAUACAGUUACAAAAAAUCAUUUUAAACAUACCUCAAGGUUGGUCUGAUACACUAACCUUAACCAAAUAUUUAAAAAAAAAGCAAAAAGGAGAGAUAGUGAGUGAGUGAGGGAGGAAUAUUGGAUUGUAAAAAUUAGAAAAACACAAGAAAGAAACGAAGCUGCAAAAUGUCGCAAGAACCACCGCCACGUAAUGAACCCUAUGUGGAGCCAGUUAAUGGCAUUGUUCAGCCACCAACUGUACCACCUCCUGAUCGACCAGGUCGCAAUACGAAUCAACUUCAGUAUCUCAUCAAGACGGUUAUGAAAGCCGUGUGGAAGCAUCACUUUUCUUGGCCAUUCCAACAACCGGUCGAUGCCAAAAAACUGAACCUGCCCGAUUAUCACAAGAUCAUCAAGCAACCCAUGGAUUUGGGCACUGUGAAGAAACGGCUGGAGAACAAUUACUACUGGACGGCCAAAGAAGCUACACAGGACUUGAAUACAAUGUUCUCAAAUUGUUAUGUGUAUAAUAAGCCGGGUGAAGAUGUAGUUGUUAUGGCUCAAACAUUGGAAAAGGUGUUUCUGCAGAAGCUGGAAGGCAUGCCCAAGGAGGAAAUAGAAUUGGAGCCGGUGACGCCGAAAGGUGGUGGCAAAAAGAAGCCGCGUUCGGGUCCCAAACCACCUCCGACCGCCAAUGCAUCACUGUUAAGUGCGCCCACCACGCCCGCUAGUUCUGGCGGUGGCCGGGGAGGUGCCGGAGCUGGUGCAGCCAGUUCUGCGCGGCCUUUGUCGGCUAUGGGCGGCACUGUGUCGUCGUCUGGUGGCACACCUGCUUCCACGCCCGGCAUACCACCGAUAGCAACAGUGGCACCGCAAACUGUACCCGGCAGUACGAAUACGACAACAACGGCUCUGGCAACAGGAGCUCCCAGUACCUUACUACCUGGAGCCAGUAUACUACCACCGGGCGGUGUGGCUACUCAUGUGUCUUUGGUAGGCUCUGCUGCGGGUGCAGCAGCUGGUAUUGGCGCAGGCGCAGCCGGGGUCAAUUCAACGCUGCUCGAUGGCGGUGUAACAGCUGCGGGUGCCAAUCCUGCUGCUUUGGCAACUACUGCGGCUACCGUACCUGCGUAUCAUGUGAAUAGCACAGCGGCCGGAGUGGACGCCGUCAUACCUCCUCAGCAACCGGCUAAAAUGAAAAAGGGAGUGAAAAGAAAGGCUGACACCACAACACCAACUGCAAAUGCAUUUGAAUCACCGUAUGCACAAAUCGACUCAAAGAGUGCGAAAAUCGCAACGAGGCGUGAGUCCAAUCGACAGGUAGGCAAAAAGGACACCGGCUAUCCCAUGUCACCCAUGGGUGUGGGUGGAGUACCUGGUGUUGCUGGUGGUGCCGGCGGUGUACCGGGCUCAGCCAAGUCCAAGGAAAAACUAUCAGAUGCCUUGAAAUCCUGCAAUGAAAUCCUUAAAGAACUCUUUUCCAAAAAACAUUCAGGCUACGCUUGGCCAUUCUACAAGCCCGUCGAUGCCGAACUGUUGGGUCUGCAUGAUUAUCACGACAUCAUCAAAAAGCCCAUGGAUUUGGGUACCGUCAAACGGAAAAUGGACAAUCGCGAGUAUAAAAGUGCACCCGAGUUUGCCGCCGAUGUGCGAUUAAUAUUCACCAACUGCUACAAGUACAACCCGCCAGAUCAUGAUGUUGUUGCGAUGGGUCGCAAACUACAAGACGUCUUCGAAAUGCGCUACGCCAACAUACCCGACGAACCGGUGGCGAAUGCUCAUGCGGCAGCGGUAGCUGCGGCGGCAGCCCAUCACGGCUACGGCAAACAUGACGGUUCGGAUUCAUCUUCCGACGAGUCAUCGGACAGUGAAAACGAAUCGAACUCGGACGAAGAGCGCAAUGCGAAACUGAAGAUGCUGGAGACGAAACUGCUCGAUUUGCAAGAGGAAAUGCGCAAACUAAUGGAAGAAGCCUCGAAUAAGAAGAAGGCCAAGAAGAAAAUGAAGGAAAAGAAAAAGGCUGCAGCCAGUGGUGGCCCAUUAGGAGCCGGAGGCAUAGUACCGGCGGCAGCGGUUGGUUCAUUGGUACCUGGCGGCGCCGGCGUCGCCACAGGUGUUGCUAACACAAUGCACGGGCAUGAGAUUGCCUCGGCUAUACCGAUGGGUCAGAUAAGUACGGGCGGUAAGGGUACUUCCAUGGGUCCGGGCGGUAUGUCAGCGGGUCCGGCUACGACGGCUGCAGGUGGUAAAGGUGCUAAAAGUAAGGGUCAACGUGGCCCGAAAACAGCGAAUGCUAGCGGAGUGGGGCCAGCUGCAACAACAGCGGCAACAAAACGUACCAAAGGCAGUACAUCCUCUGCUGGAGGCGGUGGUGCAGGUUCCGGAGCUGGUGCCAGAGGUGCCAACAAAAAGAAACCCACCAGCCAAGCCAUGGUCUUCGAUUCGGAGGAGGAAGACACGGCCAAACCCAUGUCAUACGAUGAAAAAAGACAAUUGUCUUUGGAUAUAAAUAAACUGCCGGGUGAUAAAUUAGGACGCGUUGUACACAUUAUACAAAAUCGAGAACCAUCGCUGCGCGACUCUAAUCCAGAUGAAAUUGAAAUUGAUUUCGAAACAUUGAAACCCUCAACGUUGCGUGAACUUGAAAGCUAUGUGGCAUCAUGUCUACGCAAAAAAACCCGUAAGCCUUACUAUAAAAAGCCAUCUGGUAAAUCAAAAGAUGAACAAAUGGCCGAAAAGAAGCAAGAGCUAGAAAAACGUUUACAAGAUGUAACAGGCCAAUUAGGUACCAGCAAGAAGACAGCCAAAAAAGACGAAUCAUCGAAUAAAGUUGAAGCUGUUCAACCCGCAAAUCGCCCAUCAUCUAGUUCAAGUUCUAGCGAUUCAUCCUCGUCCAGUUCAAGCGAUAGUAGUUCUAGCGAUUCAAGUGACAGUGAAGCAGGCGAUGCUGAGGGUCCACCGAAAAAGAAAAAAACCCGCGACUCAAAUGGUAGCAAUGUAAAUAAUUUAAUAACAACGCCCACAAGUUUAACUGGUGGUGGUGGUAUGGCAGCAACAACAACAACUGCAUCAUCAGCUGCAGCAACAACAACAGCGGCAUCAACAGUAAAUACUGUACCAUCACUAAAUCUGACUGCUGCUGCGCAAGGAGCUGCGGCAGCAGUAGCAGCAGCAACAACAAUACCACCGACAUUAACCUCUCAACAACAGCAGCAACAGCUAGCAGGUGUAAAUAGUCAGCCAUCAAGUGAUUUACUAGGAAUACUUGGUGGCAAUAAUACAAAUACCAAUACCACUAAUAUAACAAAUGAACCUCUAACGGCAGCAGCAGCAGUAAGAUCACAAUCAAGAAGCCAAUCAAGAUCAUUGCAACAAGUAACUGAAAUGUUAAGAGUUGUAACACCUACGUCUGCAGCUAAUAAUAGCAAUACUUUAGAUGCAGCAGCAGCUUUAAAUAAUAAUAACAACAUCAACAAUCCAAAUAAAACACCUUCAGCAACGCCUACUUCAGUAGCAACACCAACCGUUCCAAUCGCAGCAACAGCCAGUGGCACUACACUAACACCGUUUAGUAGUGCAGCAAGUUCUGUGAUUGGAGUCGGUGGUGGUGUUGUUGGUGGAGCUAGUACUGGUGACAGCACUAAUGGACCAAGUGACUUGACAAUGCCACCAAAUUCUGCUGUCGGUGUGAAUGCAACCGCCGCUGCUACAGCCCUCACCACUGCCUUGAGUAGUGGCGGAGGUGGUGUAGGUAUCGGUGGAGGUGGAAAUAGUAGUGGUGUUGCUGUCUCAACCGUGGCUAGUACCGCUGGUGGAGCCAGUGCUACGACAACAAGCACGAGCAGCAGCAGCAACAGCACAAAUGUUAGUAGUGGUGGCGGCGGCGGUGGCAUACGCAUCGCUAGUAAUUUACACAAACUGCCUGCCGAUGUGGCUGAUACGCCCGCUAGUAUUGGUGGGGCAGCAGCCACAUCUCAGGUGACGACCACAGUCUCUUUGGCUGCUGGACUUAAACAAAUUCCACAAUUUGAUGACCCUGUUGAACAGUCGCUUGCUUCAUUGGAACAGCCGUCUCUGUUGGCUCCGCCACCAACCAGUAAAAGCGCUGCUGAUACUUUCCUAAUGGCUGCUGCUGGUAUUAAUGCUGCCCAUUUAAUGCAACAGCAAACCACGCAACAGCAACAACAGCAGAUAUUCGAAAGCAGCCAACAAACACAAUCAAAUCAUCCGCACAGCGCCGCCAACAAUCAACAUCAUGUAGAAUUUAUGAAUGAAUUGUUGUCGAAGGGUGCAGCUGCCGCCGAUAAUGUUCCCGGAAUGAAUGGCAAUCACUUCCCCCUAAUGCAGUUUGGCUUAAUGGAGGGCCUUAAUUCCAUGAUGCAACAACAGUUCCAACAAGCAGUGCAACAUCAGCAUGCGCACAAUAAUGGCUACAAUAUGGCCGAUGUAGCCGCUUCCAAUGCUUUAGAUAGUUUGGGCUUGGGUCUAGGUCUGCCACACGGCGCUGGAGCGGCAGGUUCCUCGAUAUUUGAUCAGCUGCCUGGACGCAAUGAUAAUCAUUUGCUGGCCAUGAUGAUGAGUAGCGGUGCAGCUGGUUUACCCGGAAAUUUAUCACUGGGUCCCACGCCCGGUGGCCCCUCCAGUGUAGGCGGUAAGAAAGAUACAAAUACCAAUAGUGUGCUUGGUCAUUUAGAUCAAGCGCAGCAAUCUAGCAAUAAACUGCUUAUUACGCCCAAACCCAUAGAAUCCAUGAUGCCUAGUCCGCCUGACAAGAGACCGCAACAGUCACAACAGCAACAGGCAUCUGGGGUGGGGGUGCCACCGCCACAACAGUCGCCCUCCGAUUUGAAAAUACCAUCGGCAGGCAUGGCUGCCGGCGGCGGUAAUCAAGCCAAUUUUGCACAAGCAUUCAAAACACACGAACAAAAUGUAAAAAAUCCCAGUUCGUGGUCCAUACUCGCAUCGGCGGGUUCACCACAAAACACACCCACUUCGAACAAAACCAAACCUGCCAUGGACUCAUUCCAGCAAUUCCGUAAUAAAGCCAAAGAAAAGGCCGAUCGCCAAAAGCAGCUGGAGGCCGCCGAAAAAGAAAAGGAACAAAAACGCCAAAAAGAAGCGGCCGAAAAAGAACAACAGCGCAAGCAACAUCACUCCAAAUCCUCACAUUUGGUCGUGGGUGGCGGCUCGAAUUCGAGCAGCAGCGGUGGCAAUGGCAACGGCAGUACCGGCGGUAACAGUUUAGCCUCAGCGCUCAGUGCAACGCAUCAUCAGUCGGUGGCCGCAGCAGCAGCUGGUGUACAACCACCACAUGCUCAUGGUGGCAGUAGCAGUACUGCCCAUUUGGCAGCCUCCAUAAUGGAUGUUAUGGAAAGUGGGAGAAAAAGCGUACAUGACAUACAACCCUCCUUGUCGCGAGUGGUUGAUGAUUUAAAAGCUUCACCCCAGGGCAGUGGUUCACCAGCUGGCGCUGCACAACAAUCACCACAAGACCGGGCUGCUGCUAAACGCGCGGAAUUGCGACGCAUGGAACAAGAACGUAGAAGACGAGAGGCGAGAGCUGGACAAAUCGAUAUGAACAUGCAAAGUGAUUUAAUGGCAGCCUUUGAAGAAUCGCUUUAAUAUAUGGCUAAAUAACUUUCAUAUGGAAAAACUGUUGAAAUAUCUCUUGUCAUUUUUUAAACAUAAAACUAUAUAUAAAAAAUAUUAUUAAUAUGGAACUUAAACUUAAUUUAUAAAAAAAACACACACAACUAAUAAUAAAAAACAACAUCUAAUUGUACUAAGUUUAUAAAUAAUAGACGAAAAGAAUGAAAACAAAACAAAAACCAAGUAACAAUUUAAGGAAAAUUUACACAAAGUAAACUAUUUAUAAAUAAAAUAAUAAAUUUAAAUUAAAUGAAACCAUUAUUAUUUAAGAAAAUAACGCUAAAACUAAAAAUAUAGUGGGCGUAACAGUGAAAAAACAAUCAACACUAAAUUAAAUUAAAUUUAAGCAACCAAAAUUGAAAACACAGGCGACAAGAGAGACAUUUUAGAACAAAAUUUAAAAAAUACUACAAAAUUAGUUCAACGAAAAAUAUAAAUUUCAGUUUCCAAACAGAACAGAAUCCAAGAGAAGCAAACACAGGGAGUAAGAAAUUCUCUAAAAUCCAGACUUUUUAGUUCUUUUUUUCUUUAAUUAAUUAAUAAUAAUAAUUUUUAUUAUUAAUAAUCGUUAUUUAAUUGUAAAAUCAUUUUAAAGAUGAACAAUAUUUAAAAAACACAUACACACAUACAUUAUUAUAAUUUUAAUUUUAAAUGGCAUAAUUUCCUUUCUUAUUAUUACUAUUAAUUCUCUUUUCUAAGUUUAAUAAAAUACAAUUUUUAAUAUAA
Calliphora vicina (urban bluebottle blowfly) is the source of this 7908-nucleotide messenger RNA. RefSeq names its product homeotic protein female sterile-like. Bases 1720 to 7155 code for a protein of 1811 amino acids. Gene Ontology annotation, cellular component: chromatin; nucleus. Lineage: Eukaryota; Metazoa; Arthropoda; Insecta; Diptera; Calliphoridae. Gene Ontology annotation, biological process: chromatin remodeling; regulation of DNA-templated transcription. The record is from RefSeq and is a predicted model, not a curated record. The transcript has 13 exons.